Molecule: messenger RNA, 699 nt
Organism: Eurypyga helias (sunbittern)
Lineage: Eukaryota; Metazoa; Chordata; Aves; Eurypygiformes; Eurypygidae
Gene: CDKN2AIP
Product: CDKN2A interacting protein
Exons: 2
Cellular component (GO): nucleoplasm; nucleolus
Source: RefSeq, a predicted model, not a curated record
CCACUGACUACCAAGAGCACCCCGGUCGCAGCAGCGAUGCCACUGACCACCAAGAGCACCCCACAACCAGGUGCCACAUUGCUGUCUUCCAAAAGCCAAGUGAGUCCCUUGGCAUCAGUGUCCAAGAGUGGUGCUCAGGCGGGCAGCUCGCUGCUGCUGGCCCCCAAGAGUAGUGCUCAGGCAGGCAGCUCGCUGCUGUUGGCCCCCCAGAGCGGUGCUCAGGCUUUGUGCAAACCCUUAACCAGUGAAGAUGCAAAGGAAAGACAGCCUUUUUUCAACAGACUCUACAAAGCUGUAGCCUGGAAAUUGGUUGCUGUCGGAGGCUUCAGCCCUAAUGUAAACCACGCAGAACUCCUAAACUCAUCUAUUCAGUCUGUGAAAGCUACGUUAGAUGUUGCUUUUGUUCCCCUGAAGGAGCUUGCGGACUUGCCUCAAAAUAAGAGCUCUCUAGAAAAUAUAGUUUGUGAACUGAGGUGCAAGUCUGUCUACCUGGGUACUGGCUGUGGUAAAAGUAUGGAAAAUGCCAAAGCGGUUGCUUCGAGAGAAGCUUUGAAAUUAUUCCUCAAGAAGAAAGUUAUUGUGAAGAUCUGUAAAAGAAAAUACAAAGGUCGCGAAAUCGAAGAUUUGGUACUUCUGGAUGAAGACUCGAAACCUUUCAAUUUACCACCAGCUUUAAGAAAUCCUCGUGAGAUCUUGUAG